CGAUUUACACUCACUCAGAGAGAGAGACACAGAGAGAGAGAGAGAGAGAGAGAGAGAGCGAUUUACACACACACACACACACAGAGCUGCUAUCCGCUGUACGAGCUAACGGUCGGAUAGACGGACGGAAAGAGAGAGAGAGAGAGAGGGACAUAUAGACAGACAGACGGACGGACAGACAGACAGGCGGAGGGAGGGAGGUAAACAUGGAGCUGUCUGCUGUCGGCGAGAGGGUUUUCGCGGCCGAGUCGAUCAUCAAGCGCCGAAUACGACGGGGUCGGAUGGAGUAUCUGGUGAAAUGGAAGGGCUGGUCGCCUAAGUACAGCACAUGGGAGCCUGAAGAAAACAUCCUGGACUCUCGCCUCUUCGCCGCUUUUGAAGAGAGGGAGCGUGAGAGGGAGCUGUUCGGACCCAAGAAGAGAGGACCCAAGCUUAAGACCUUUCUGAUGAAGGCCCAAGCGAAAGCCAAAGCCAGAUCCUAUGAGUUCCGAGGCGAGUCCUCGCGGAGCAUACGCAUCACCUACCCCAGCACGGACGCUCUGGCCGCCCCGAGGGCCAGAGAGGGCCUGCGGGCCGUCGUCCCUACCAUCUUCCCUCCUGGCACUGUCAACAGAGGUGAGAGCAUCCGGCUUCCACCUCCAGAGCCACCCAGAGAACUUUCCCCGCCGAGGCCCACCUCCGACGGCUUCAUCUACACGCCCAAAAAAAGAGGCCGCAAGCCCAAACUGCGCUUCAGCGACGGCUACUCGAGUGGGCUGCUGCAUCCGGACAAGGCGAAGAUGAGCACGGAGGAAUCGAUGUCCGGCAUACCGUCCAAAAUGGCGCGGCUUGAGCUGGGCGAGGACGAUGAGGACAGUGAGGACAGGUGCUCUGACCUGAGAGCCAUGAAGAUGUCCCACAGGCACCAGGCUUCUCCUGUGUACCCCUACAAACCCCACAGGAUGAUUCCGUCGAUGGAUUGGAGCCUUCACUCCAGCAGAAUGGCUGCAAACUUCCAGGACUGCAGGACUAGAGACCAUUUGAGCCAUUUGCACCGCAAGCACCUAAAGCACCUUAAACAUCUCAGCCACCACCGAGCGUUCGAGACUGUGGACCAGGCAGCCAGGCUGCAGCAGCAGAAGCCCACCCUCAUCGCCAAAAUCCCUGUGGCACGGAUUCUUGGCGAGCCGGAGGAGGAGGAGGAGGAAGACGAAGAAGACGAGGACACGUGGAGCCCCUGCUUCAGCAGUGUGGAGAAGGUCAUCGUCACGGAUGUGACGACAAACUUUUUGACCGUGACUAUCAAAGAGAGCAGCACAGACGAAGGCUUCUUUAAAGACAAGAGAUGACUGUAACCCUACUACAGCAUAUAAAAAUAUACAUAUGUAUUUAUAUAUAUAUAUAUAUAUGUGUAUAUAUAUAUAUAUACAUAGAUUUUGCCUUGUUUUUCUUCAUACAUCAAUUAAGAUGAAUGUUCUGUAGAUUGUACAUAAAAAUAUGAAAGAUUUUAUUCCAUUUUCUGUGUUAGACACUGUAUUUGACUGUCAUGGUGAAGCUGUGGACGAACUCAAGACGAUGGACGGAGAUUUGCAUGCACUAGAAACGCUGAGCUUUGAGCUAGCAGUUGUGUUUGUUUGCGGAUGUUUUGGCUCCCAGAGCUGCUUCGUUAUAAAAUAGACAAAGAUUUUUAUGAGAAAUCAUAUACUAAAUAUAAUAAGCUUCUGUGUUUCCAUUGUCUGUCCAAUUAAUGCUCGUUAAUAUUCAAGCAUUGUUUCACUUUAUUUGCUUUAUGUGCACAGGUUGCAUUACACUUGCAACGAACUAGUUACUCAGCGUUAUUAUGUUUCUAUGUGUGUACAAGACUAUAAUAUACUAAUUGGCUAACAUUGAUAAUGUUAUCAGGAUGAGUCACACAAUGAACUGCACAAUAAAUUGCUUUGGGUUCAUAUUUCAUUGAAGUUCAAAUAUGCAAAUGAGCAUUCAGCCAAUUGCUAAAUGUAUGUGGUGAGCAUCCUGACCAAUCACUGAUAAAUUAAAGUAUUCACGUGAUGCACUAAA
Pygocentrus nattereri (red-bellied piranha) is the source of this 2037-nucleotide messenger RNA. RefSeq names its product chromobox homolog 8b (gene cbx8b). Lineage: Eukaryota; Metazoa; Chordata; Actinopteri; Characiformes; Serrasalmidae. The transcript is spliced from 5 exons. The record is from RefSeq and is a predicted model, not a curated record. The coding region runs from base 207 to 1328 and encodes 373 amino acids.